Acanthosepion pharaonis is the source of this 1113-nucleotide messenger RNA. The record is from the annotation of a GenBank genome assembly. NCBI's taxonomy places the organism in Eukaryota, Metazoa, Mollusca, Cephalopoda, Sepiida, Sepiidae.
AUGCAUGUAAAGAAAAUAGUUUUCUCCUUACAUACGUUUUCUCACCAUUCUUUCUUUUUCCUUUUUUCUUUAUUUCUUUUUUCUUUUUUUUUCUUUCUUUCUUUCUUUCUUUCUUUCUUUCUUUCUUUCUUUCUUGCUAUUGUUUUAUUUUCUUUCUUUUCAUUGAUUUCAUUUUAUUGUUUUUCAAUUGAGUCAAUCAUUCUCUGUUUCUUUUUUUCAUUGAUUUUAUUUCUUUUCUUUAUUAUCUUGUUCCUUUCUAUAUAUCAAUGCUUUCUUUCUUUCUUUCUUUCUUUUUCUUUCUUUCUUUCUAUUUAUUCUACAAUUUUUUUCUUCUUCGUUUCCACCUUCAGACGGGUAUCUGUGGCAUUCCCCGGGGGGACAAGGAGCCCCUCUCCUAUCUAUCUAUCUAUCUAUCUAUCUAUCUAUCUAUCUAUCUAUCUAUCUAUCUAUCUAUCUAUCUCAGUCUGUAUCUAUCUAUCUAUCUAUCUAUCCUUCUCAGUCUGUUCAUAUCUAUCUAUCUAUAUCUAUCUAUCUAUCUAUCUAUCUAUCUCAUCUAUCUAUCUAUCUAUCCAUUUCUAUCCUUUUCAGUCUGUUCAUAUCUAUUCAUCUAUCUAUCUAUCUAUCCCUUUCAGUCUGUUCAUCUAUCUAUCUAUCUAUCUAUCUAUCUAUCUAUCUAUCUCUAUCUAUCUAUCUAUCUAUAUCUAUCUAUCUCAGUCUGUUCAUAUUCAUCAUAUCUAUCUAUCUAUCUAUCUAUCUAUCUAUCUAUCUAUCUAUCUAUCUAUCUAUCUCAGUCUGUUCAUAUCUAUCUAUCCUUCUCAGUCUGUUCAUAUCAUUAUAUCUAUCUAUCUAUCUAUCUAUCUAUCUAUCUAUCUAUCUAUCUAUCUAUCUCAUCUAUCUAUCUAUCUAUUUCAGUCUGUUCAUAUCUAUCUAUCUAUCUAUCUAUCUAUCUAUCUAUCUAUCUAUCUAUCUAUCUAUGUUCAUAUCUAUCUAUCCUUCUCAGUCUGUUCAUAUCUAUCUAUCUAUCUAUCUAUCUAUCUAUCUAUCUAUCUAUCUAUCUAUCUAUCUAUCUCUUUCUUCUGUCUGUACAUAUUUUUCGAAUAUCACUUGAAUUAG